UGGAGGGACUGCUCUGUUGUGUGUUGCGGGUAUGACGUAUAUUGUGAACAAGUAUGGAGGGUCUGCCCUACGACGAAAAUAUUUUAAUAAAAAAACAGAAGUGAAAGACACGUGCUCAGUAAAACAGCAUCACCCUGAGGCUGAGGGACUUGAAUCGGACUCCUGUUCCAGCCAACUAUAUGAUCCAAAGUGGUGUGUGUCCCCUGGGAGCCUGUGGUGGGAAGUGGCAGGGGAUGCCUGGUCCCGAGGGGAGGGGGUUCCCAAUGACCCACUGUACGGGAUACCCCCAUGGAUGGAGGCAGGCGGGCGGGACGAAAGUGAAGAUGAAAGCCUCAGCUGGGACGAAGAAUUUAAUAUUCCAGCAGGUGCCCUGUGGGCUGACAUUUGUCCUGUGGUGGACUUGGUUUCAGAGGCACCCUACUAGCUGGAGGAGGAGGAAGUGGUGUAGGAGACAAGGUGAACAAGAGGGGAACGGUGUUGGAGGAGGAGC
This is a messenger RNA of Haliotis rubra (blacklip abalone), 490 nucleotides long. RefSeq lists its product as uncharacterized. Lineage: Eukaryota; Metazoa; Mollusca; Gastropoda; Lepetellida; Haliotidae. The transcript is spliced from 2 exons. The record is from RefSeq and is a predicted model, not a curated record. The coding region runs from base 32 to 424 and encodes 130 amino acids.